Molecule: messenger RNA, 1645 nt
Organism: Gastrolobium bilobum
Lineage: Eukaryota; Viridiplantae; Streptophyta; Magnoliopsida; Fabales; Fabaceae
Exons: 1
Coding region: 497-1396 (299 amino acids)
Source: RefSeq, a predicted model, not a curated record
UCGUAUGCUGUUUUGAUUAAUUAACUAAUUAUUAUAAAUGACUGGAUUAUAAUAAAAUCCACCUCAAAGAUAUGUUGUUAACUUGUUAUCCAGCAAAACGCUUUCCUAAUCCAACUUGUUAACAAAGCUGGUUUUCUCCAACCUUUUCCUUAAGCCAAUUAAGUAACUUUGACCCUUCCUGUCUCUUUCCCUCUCUAAAGUCUUAUAAACUCUCUCUCUUCUAUUUCCAUCCUUUAUUCUUCUCUCAAUUGAAACUCACACUCAGCAACCUUUUCUCUCUUUCUUUCUUUCUUUUGUUUAUCGCAGCAAGAAGAAGACAAAGCUUCCCCUUUGGAUUCAACGUCAGAUCCCUUUCAACUCACAGUCACACAACAAAGGAAAAAACGCCACCAACAAGAACACCAGCGAUUGCACAAUUCCAAAGAAAACGGUGUCGUUUAUAAAAAAGCAUAAAAAGGGAUCGAUCGUGUAAAACUAUCAAAGAGGUAUAUAUAAAAUGAGGUGUAAGAAACACUCACCGGACCUCAGCAGCACCGUCGGCGUCUGCGCCUCUUGCCUCCGUGAACGCCUCCAAGUCCUCGUCGAAGCCCAGGCCCAAGCCCAAGCCCAACCCCAGGCCCAUUCAGCCCGUUUCGUCCCACGCGCUGUUUCCGACGAUAAUCACCGUCUCAGAAAGCCUGAGACCAAACCUCCGCCGCUCAACUUCCCCCGUUCGGUCUCGCCGUACGUUUCUCGCCGGAAAUCGGACUGCGAUCGUCGCCGGGAGCGGCUCUUCUACAGCACGCCGCAGGUUGGCUCCGCCGUAUCCUCCGCCGCGUGCGACGGAAGGACGGCGUCUUCGUCGAAGAGGAAGGUCGGAAAAUUCUGGAUCCUAUCGAACCUGUUUCCGUCCAGAUCGAACAAGACGGAAAUCUCAUCUCGCGAAUCGUGCGAGCCUUCUUCCACGGCGUCUAAUCCGUCGUGGUUCUCGACGAUCCUCUCCGCUCGCCGGCAAAACCACGACGCGAAUUGCGCUAUCGAUAGGAGGCGGUGCAGGGAAUCGGAUCGGGAAACACCGGUGACGAUAACGGAGAAUUUCAGCGACGAGGUCGACGGACACAGUAGAUCUUCAUCGGGAUGCUCGUCGGAAUCUCCACGGCAGCGGCAUCAGACGCCGGAUGUGGCGGCUCCGUCGGCACGGCGUUCGCGGCUAGGUUUCGCCGGAAAGAGCGUAACGAGCAUGGCGCUUUGUUUGAGCCCGUUGGUUAGGGCGAGUCCUAACCGUCACUGGAGCCAAAAGGGGGUGGUGCAGGAAUUGGGUGUGGGUGGGGCUCACCAUAUAUCCACUGCGGCUUCCUUUUGCGCCAACCGGUCCAGGAAACUUGCAGAUUUCGGAAGAGUCAACCACAACCGUUGAUUUUGUUGACCGUUGACAUCAUAUGCGGUGAUUACUUUUUGUUCAUUUAUGUUUUUGUGCAUAUUUUUAAUACUUUUUUCCACACAAGUAAAUUCCUUUCUUUGAAUUUCUCUAUGUACAGUCUACACAGUUUAUAACAAGGAAGAGUAAAUAUAUAUUUGAGAUAGGAGAUUGUUUGUAUUGAUUAGUGUUAUUUUUAAUGUCAUUAUUAAUUUGUUUUAUCGAUAAAUUGAUUAUGUUAUCCAUGGU